Messenger RNA from Gracilinanus agilis (Agile Gracile Mouse Opossum), 5641 nucleotides. Its product is annotated as netrin-4-like. Lineage: Eukaryota; Metazoa; Chordata; Mammalia; Didelphimorphia; Didelphidae. The record is from RefSeq and is a predicted model, not a curated record. Gene Ontology annotation, biological process: basement membrane assembly; cell migration; substrate adhesion-dependent cell spreading. Gene Ontology annotation, molecular function: protein binding. Gene Ontology annotation, cellular component: laminin trimer. The coding region runs from base 413 to 2323 and encodes 636 amino acids. The transcript has 10 exons.
UGGCGCUGAGGCAGAGGCGCCUAGGGUUCGUCUUGGGAGCGCAGCGUUCUCCCAGGGCUAGAGUUGGGGUAAGGGUCCUUAACUGUCCAAAAUAAGCCUAUUCUCGUAAGCGAGUGGCUUGGAAAGCAAAGUCUCAGGCGGCAGGUGAGUCCCGGGUGAUCGUAUUCUGUGCUUUGACCCUCCCCUCCGCGCAGCACCCCGCUUCUCUCCUCCCCAACUUUACAAAGUGAGAUGCCUUCCCCUGCCCGCCUGCGCCUCGUGAGCGGGUGAGAGGGAGCCCAGUCCCCCAAGCCCACGAAAGAGAGGAGAUGAUGGCCCAGCCGGUCGCCCCGCUGGCCUGAGAAGGGGGUCUAGGGCUUGGGCUGCAGCGGCUGGACUCAGAGGUGAAGGAAGGCGAGCCCUCCUAGCAGCCAUGGUGGCCCUGGGGCUGGCCCUGAUUUUGCUUCUGAAAUACGUGGUCUCUGGCUCCGGCGAGGCAGAGAAAUUCCAUCCCUUUCGCUGUGACCACCAGGCCUGCAACCCUCCUGUGGGGAACAUUGCCACAGGCAGGACCCCUAUCACAUUCACUACCUGUGGGGAGAGUGGUACGGAGCUGUCCUGCUCCUAUGUGGACCAGCCUCUCCUCCCAUCCAACACCUUGGACUGUGGUCAUCUUCAGUGCACCAAGUGCAAUGCUCAGCAACUUAACAAUUCCCACUCAUCAUCCUCCAUGACGGACGAUGUCUUUACCUCUCCCAACACCUGGUGGCAGUCAGCUUCGGGCAUCUCACGAGAAGAGAUUCGUCUGGACUUUGAGACAGAGUUCUACCUGACUCAUGUCAUAGUGGUCUUCAGAUCUCCCCGGCCAGCAGCUAUGAUCCUGGAGCGUUCCCAGGAUGAUGGACACACCUGGAGGCCCUAUAAAUAUUUUGCCACCAACUGUACAGCCACCUUUGGACUCCAAGAUGACCUCGUUGAAGAAGGCUCUCUUUGUACGUCUAGGUAUUCGGGAGCUAUUCCUUGUACAAGAGGUGAGGUCAUCUAUCGGGCCCUAACUCCAACCAAUCAGGUGGAUGACCCUUAUGGCCCUGAAGCCCAAGAUUUGCUAAAACUCACCAACCUCCGUCUCCUGCUGCUAAAAAGGCAGGAUUGCCCCUGCCAGGGGGCAAGGCUCCCGGAGAAGCCCCAGCGAUUUGCCCACUAUGCCAUCUAUGACCUGAUCGUCCGUGGAAGCUGCUUCUGCAAUGGACACGGGGAGAGGUGUCAGCCAGCUGAUGAGACAGAAAACUCCAGGAGUAUGGUCCACGGGACAUGUGUAUGCAGACAUCACACAGCAGGUCUACACUGUGAGAAGUGUUUGCCACUGUACAAUGACCAGCCAUGGAAGCCAGGAGAUGGAAAAACCAGCCAGCCUAAUGAGUGCAAAAAGUGCCGCUGCCACAAGCAUGCUGAGAGCUGCCACUUUGAUGCGGGCAUCUGGCUGAACUCUGGGAAGCGUACAGGUGGCAUCUGUGACAAUUGCCAGCACCACACAGAAGGCCGUCACUGCCAGAAAUGCAAGCCAGGAUUUUAUCGGGAUUGGAGCAAGCCUAUGUCCUCUCCAGAAGUCUGUAAACCUUGCUCAUGCCAGCCCUUGGGCUCAGCCAAUGAGACAACCCUCCAGGGCUUCCCUUGCCACCCCAAAACAGGAUAUUGUCUCUGCAAGCCUGGAGUGGCGGGCCCGCACUGUGACCGAUGCCUGGUGGGCUACUGGGGCUUCGGAGGAAAUGGUUGCCAUCCUUGUAACUGCUCUGGGGAAUGCAAUCCCCACACGGGGGCCUGCCUGGCUGGAUAUGAGAAGGCGCCUAUCCUCCAUGUCCCUGUAGGGGGGCAGAUCCCUGAUCUUGUCCAGGGACUGGGCAAUGACAGUGAAGGACCCUUGAGAUGGGAUGAUCAAGAGAGAGGGUUUUCUGCUCUGAGGCACCCAGAAAAGUGUGUCUGCAAGGAGAAGACUGUUGGGAAGGUCAGGGAUUUCUGCCAGAUGAAGUAUGCAUAUGUGAUAAAGGCUAAGAUCCUUUCAGCACAUGACAAGGGCACCCAUGCUGAAGUGUGGGUGAAGGUGAAGAAGAUUCUAAAGUCCAGUCAAGUGAAAAUCUUUCGGAGUCACCAAAGCAUUUACCCGGAGUCCUGGACCCACAGGGGGUGCACCUGCCCCAUUCUGAACCCCGGCACAGACUACUUGAUUGCGGGGCAGGAGGACCCCAGAAGCAACAAACUCUUGGUCAACAUGAAUAGCCUGGUGAAGCCUUGGAAGGUAUACCUUGGGAAACAAGUAACAGGCAUCCUCCGCACCGGGUGCAAGUAACCAAGGCAGAGGUCCCAGAGCCUUGCUUUCCUGGCCACAAAGUCUAGUGUGUUCACCACUCUGAGAACCCCAAAGCACCCAGGUGAUCAGUGUGGACGGCUCCUCCUUUCAUAAGCUCAGGACAAAGUUCUUCCUGUAGAGCCCCUGCUGCCCCACAAGUGGUCCUACUCAAAGAAGGUGGGCAGAAUGCCAGUUCUUCUCCCAGAACCUCAUUGGAGAGGGAUUCUACUAUGACAAAAUUUUGGUGACACAAUGGAGACAUUCCAAGGCAAAGGAGAGAGCACUUGGCUUGCUCUCAGAUGUGGUUUCCCAGUCUGGUUCUUGUCAUACUUCAUGUGGCCUUUGGCAAGUCACUUCGCCCUGGAUUCCUUUGUCAGUAAAAGGAUGGAGAUGACACCACUUGCCCAGGAUAGCUCAUAGGGUUGUUUUGGGAGUGAGAUGACCAUGAAGAGAUGCUUUGUAAACUUGGAAGUUCUACACCGAUAGAACUGGCUGCUAUUAUCAUGAAUCUCCAUAGCUGAAAUUUGACCCAGUGUAGAUGCAUGGCACCUUUUGGUAGACUGGAUUUUGUCCAGGGGCAUCUCUCUUUUUCUUGAUGAUGAUGAUGAUGAUGAUGUUACAAAUGGAAAAUAGGAAUCAUUGGAAGUCGUAUUUUGUUGAAUUUUUAUGGUGAUGCAAAGUACAAAGCCCCCUUUCUUGGAAGGACCAUAGUAUAGGAGGGCUGUAUUGAGAACCAGAAGACCUAGGUUCAGAGCUUGGUUCUACUACUUCCUCCUUGUAUGCCCUGGGGUAAGUUCCAUAACCUAUGUGGGCCUUAGUUUCCUCAUCGAUAAAUUAGUGAGGAGGUUGGUCCAGACAGCCUCUGAGAUCCUGUGGGACAUAGUCCUAAUAGUAUCAUGUAUUUGGCUUUGAUUCUGCUAACCCUUGUGCCAGCUCUUGCCACUGACUUGCUGUAUGACCUUGCACCAGAGUAGGGUUGUUUCCUUGUCUCUACAGCGGGCAUGAUACCUGUUACCAACUUCUCAAGUCAGAUUAUGGAUGCCGAAUUGCUUCUUCGAGCUGUAAACGAGUGAGAGAUGGUUCUUUAAAUAAUGAAAAGCAGGGCAUGACGUUUUGAUCAUACCAUUCAAAACAAAGAGGAGAGGCUUCCCCAUUGAUUGGUAGUCACUACCUUCCUCUCUGACCUUCUCCCCAAUGUACAGCCUCAGCCUCAGUCCUGCUGGCUUCAAAUUUUGGAAGAGGACCAGGGGUUCAUCAUCAGGAUUUAUGACUGCACAAAAAGCUGUUUCUUUCAAUUAAAUUAUCGAACGGCAGAAAAACACCAUCAGGCCCAGCCCCUUAUCUCUACAAGUUCUGGUGAAAUAAUGUGGGGCAAUACUGAAAGCCAAUUCCUGGUUGUUAGUAGAUUCCUAACUUUCUAUGAGCCCUCUUUCAAUGUCUGCUUCCCUCUAAGUAGUCCCAUAGUCCUUCCUUGCAGGCCUUGACAUAAACUCCUUAAAGAGCACCAAAGAAUCAUGAGAUUUAGAGCUGCAUUAUCUAGGUUGGCUAUUGCCCUACCUUUGCAGACGGAUAAACUGAAUGCCUGGCAGGAAACAACUUGCCUAAGGUCAUAGCUGGCAAGUAUGGGCUGGGCUACCCUAGUCCAACCAUCUUCCUGUUUUGCAAAUGGAGAAACUGAGGAAAAGGGGAAACAAUUUGCCCAAGGUCACACGGCUUAUAAGUUAGAUGGCCACUGAAAUUCUUUCCAACUUUAAAAUUCUAUAGUUCUAUGAAAUGAUAGAGCUGGGAUUUGAAAUCAGGUUGUCCUGACAUUAAAUGUACUUUCCCUACCACAACAGUGAGGAAUUAGUUAUGGAAUGAGCUGGAAGGAACUUAAGAUGCCAUCUACACUUGAUGCUUUCUUUUGUAGAGAAGGAGGUACUUUGUUCAAGGUUACAUAGUGAAUUCGCAAUUUAUCCAUCAUGGAAUGCCAAGGCCAGCAAGGUAUUAAAUAGACCUGUCAUUGUGCCUUUUUCCACAGACUGAUCAUUGAAAUCCUUAAAAAUGUCAUUCCAACUCCAGAGAAAUCUGAUCUGGGUAAUAGGAAUCUUUCUGCCUCUUAGAUUUUCCAGCCACUAUUUAAAAAAUUAAUAGGAUUUUAGACAUUAAAGAAUUAGAUAAAGAGGAUGAAAAGAUUAGAGCUGAAAGGGGCCUUAAAGGUCAUCUAAUCAUAUCUCAUUAUAACUGAGAAUCCUGAAGCCAGAGUUUAAAGGACUAGAUUGGAGUCUCUCAGUGAGUUAGCGACUGACUUGGGACUGGAGCCCAAACCCCUCAAGUCUGAGUGCACAGGCUUUUGUGUGAAUGAUAGCUCUCAUUCAGGCCAUUGUGAUGGAAGUCUAAAUUUUUGGUCCUUCUCCCUGCCUGUGGCUAUGCCUGACACUGGUGUGAUGGUGUGGCUGGCUCUUUUAGUCAUGAAAAAGCAGCUCUGGUGUCUCUAUUACUCUGACCCAAUGGAAAUCCAUCUCUCCAGUCCCAUCCACCAGGCAGAAGUCACUAUCAACAACCUGUCCUGUCUGCUUUGUAAGAAAGCAUCUGGGCAACAUGAAAAAAAAAAUCAACAAAAAACUCAGGAUCAAGCAGCCUUCAUGUCAUGGAUGUUUCAAUUGACUCCUUUUUUCCUACAAUUUUUCUAUUAUAAACCAGAGAAGCCUGUGUUGUAAAACUUUGGUGUGAGACAAACUGGGAAUUGUGGGUUGAUGAACAAAGAACUUUUUAUUUGUUGUAUGCUUGUUGCAAGAUUUUCUCUUUCAUUAGCUACCCCUUUACAUUCAGUCUAUAGAUAUUUCUUCCAAUCCUGACUCCAUACUUAAAAGCCCCCUGUCAGUCCUUUCUUGUCCCCUAGAUGAAGACUUAGGGCAUCAAAUAGUGCUGGCCUACACUGUCACUUUUCUGCAGAGGUGCCAGGGCUGAAGAUGACGUUAUUAACAUCUCUUCUAUCCAGAACACUGUCAAACAUCCUGAAAUAACGUAAUCUCCAAAACAAUCCAAGUAUUUUUUCAUAGGAACUUCUUAAGUCUUUAACCAGACUACUGAGUCUUACUUUACACAGGGGCAGUGUGGAAUGAAGAGCUGGCCCUGGAAUCAGGAAGCCCUGAGUUUGGAUUUUGACUCCAACAGUUCUUAGCCCUGUGACCCUGGGGAAGCUCAAGAAUCUCACUGAACCCCAUUAUUCUUGUUUAUAAAACAGAAAUACUAAGAUCUGUAACAUUUACCUCAUAGAGCAGUGAGGUUGAAAUGAUGUAGCAUAUAUAAUAAAUAAAGUGGUUUGCAAACUUUGGA